AUGACAGGUGUGUGUUCCAGUCAAGAAUAUUUGACAGAAAAUUGUUUACAUAUUUUAACUGAAAAUCUAAGCUUGAAGGAGUCGAAAUUAAGAUGUCAAGAACAAAAUGGGAGUCAUCUUACUUUGGAUAAAGUUUUAUCGAAUGAGAUGUUUAUGAAUCAAUUGAGGAUCUUUGUUUCUGAAACAAGACAAAGUAUUUGGAUAGAAAAAGACGAAAACAGAAAAUGUCGAGCAUUUUCGUGGAAUGGUAAAGUGGUUACUCUUGAAAAAAUUUUUGUAUGUACUGAAAAGUUUCAUCCAGCUUGUAUAUUUGAAACUGAUAACAGAACAUGCAGCAAAGAACCCGUGGCUGGUAUAAACUCGAAGACUAAAGUAAAAACGAUAUUGAUAGCAUCUAUUUGUGGAGGUGUGACAGUAGUGAUAUUCAUUAUAAUAAUUAUUUGUUGUUAUGUCAAAGCAAGAAAUAAAAACAGAAGUAAAUGUGAAUCACAAGAAGCUACUUCCUUUGAAUUGAAAAGAUAUCGAGUGAGUGAAGGAUUUAAUACCCCUGUUAUAACUGAUGAUGAAAUUAAAGGCAGUGUGACGGCAGGGGAAAACGAAAUUCCAUACUAUAUAUUAGAAAAUAAUUUUAAUUUAAAACGAACAAACGACUGGGCGGAAGAACAAAAUUCCAGUUUGGCAGAAAUAAUGUAAUCAUUUAGCAUUUAGUUCUUUAUACAGAACUGGUAUUAUAGUUGUAGGCAAUCUGUCUAUAAAUAACGAUUUAGUAAGGGAUUGUAUACUAUAUAUAAUUGGGUCAAAAUAUACAUAC
This is a messenger RNA of Lottia gigantea (owl limpet), 811 nucleotides long. RefSeq lists its product as hypothetical. NCBI's taxonomy places the organism in Eukaryota, Metazoa, Mollusca, Gastropoda, Lottiidae. The coding region runs from base 1 to 693 and encodes 230 amino acids. The record is from RefSeq and is a predicted model, not a curated record. The transcript is spliced from 7 exons.